Messenger RNA from Saccharomyces paradoxus, 2025 nucleotides. It is a transcript of the gene CRZ1, whose product is annotated as DNA-binding transcription factor CRZ1. Gene Ontology annotation, biological process: regulation of transcription by RNA polymerase II. The record is from RefSeq and is a predicted model, not a curated record. The transcript has a single exon. Gene Ontology annotation, molecular function: DNA-binding transcription factor activity, RNA polymerase II-specific; RNA polymerase II cis-regulatory region sequence-specific DNA binding. Bases 1 to 2025 code for a protein of 674 amino acids. Lineage: Eukaryota; Fungi; Ascomycota; Saccharomycetes; Saccharomycetales; Saccharomycetaceae.
AUGUCAUUUAGUAACGGUAAUAUGGCUUCCUACAUGACUAGUAGCAAUGAAAAGGAACAGAGUAUAAACAGCAAAAACGAUACAGACGACAGCAGCGCUUACAGACGUAAUAAUAUCAGAAAUAGUAGCAAUUCAGGAUCACAUACGUUUCAAUUAUCAGACUUGGACUUGGAUGUGGAUAUGAGGAUGGAUUCCACCAAUUCAUCGGAGAAUAUAUCAAAGAACUUUUCCUCUGGCAUCCCGGACUCGUUUGAUUCCAACGUAAACAGUUUGUUGUCUCCGUCAAGCGGUUCUUAUUCUGCAGAUUUGAACUACCAAAGUCUAUACAAACCAGAUCUUCCACAACAACAGUUACAACAGCAACAACAACAACAACAACAACAACAACAACAGCAGCAGCAGCAGCAGACACCGACUUUGAAAGUCGAACAGUCUGGUACAUUUCAAUGGGACGAUAUCUUGACACCUGCUGAUAACCAACAUCGGACAACCCUCACAAACCAGUUUUUAUCCCCAAGGUCUAAUUACGAUGUUAACAACAGAAGUUCGGGCAAUGACUCCAAUUAUAGUGAUACGGAAUCAAACUAUCACACGCCUUAUUUGUAUCCACAGGACUUAGUUUCUUCACCUGCGAUGUCUCACUUGACUGCCAACAACGAUGAUUUCGACGAUCUUUUGAGCGUUGCAUCUAUGAAUUCAAACUAUUUACUGCCAGUAAACUCACAUGGUUACAAACACAUUUCAAACCUCGAUGAGUUGGAUGACUUGCUGUCUCUAACAUAUUCAGAUAAUAAUCUUUUAUCAGCAUCAAACAACAACGAUUUCAACAGCAGCAACAACGGUAUUACUACCACUGAUACUCAAAACAGUACCAUUGCCAUUAAUAAAAGUAAAACUGGCACAAACCAAAAGAUGUUAUUGACUAUUCCAACUUCUUCUACACCUUCGCCUUCCACUCAUGCUGCCCCGGUAACACCCAUCAUUUCUAUACAGGAAUUUAAUGAGGGACAUUUCCCAGUUAAAAAUGAAGACGAUGGAACCUUACAACUAAAAGUUCGGGAUAACGAAAACUAUGGUACCACUAACAGCAACAAUUUACUCCGUCCAGAUGAUAAUGAUUACAACAACGAAGCCCUCAGUGAUAUCGAUCGCUCCUUCGAAGAUAUAAUCAACGGUAGAAAAUUGAAACUUAAAAAAUCAAGAAGAAGAUCUUCUCAAACUUCUAAUAAUAGUUUUAGUAGCAGGAGGUCUUCGAGAUCAAGAAGUAUAUCUCCCGAUGAGAAGGCAAAAUCUAUAAGUGCAAACAGAGAAAAGUUGUUAGAGAUGGCGGAUCUUUUACCAGCGAGUGAAAAUGACGUCAAUCAAGAGCGCCAUGACAACGAUAGCAGAGCUAGCUAUAACGACACCAUCAAUAGCGGCAACAGUAAUGAGGAAAAUAGUAACAACAAUUUAUUAACCAGUCAAGCAGAGAUUGAAUCGGGCAUUGUCAAUAUUAAAACUGAACUGGAUAACACCAGUAAGGAUCUCGGCAUACUUCUAGGCAUAGAUAACUUGAACCAAUUUGAGCCAAAAGUGGGAUUCAAAAAUGAUGAUAAUCACGAAAAUAAAGAUAAUGGCCCAUUUUCUUUCAAGAAAAAUGACAAUCUAGAAAAACUAGACAGUUCAACAAAUAAUAGGAAGAAUCCUGCAAAUUUUGCUUGUGAUGUAUGUGGUAAGAAGUUCACAAGGCCUUAUAACUUAAAGUCUCACUUAAGAACGCAUACAAAUGAAAGACCAUUUAUUUGCUCCAUUUGUGGUAAGGCAUUUGCACGUCAGCAUGAUAGAAAGAGACACGAAGAUUUGCAUACAGGUAAGAAAAGGUAUGUGUGCGGUGGUAAACUGAAGGACGGUAAACCCUGGGGUUGUGGCAAGAAGUUUGCAAGAAGUGAUGCUCUUGGUAGGCAUUUCAAAACUGAAAGUGGUAGAAGAUGUAUCACUCCCUUGUAUGAGGAAGCUAGACAAGAAAAAUCGGGACAAGAAAAUUAA